This is a messenger RNA of Cydia fagiglandana, 876 nucleotides long. RefSeq names its product acidic proline-rich protein PRP25-like. Lineage: Eukaryota; Metazoa; Arthropoda; Insecta; Lepidoptera; Tortricidae. The coding region runs from base 1 to 876 and encodes 291 amino acids. The record is from RefSeq and is a predicted model, not a curated record. The transcript has a single exon.
AUGACUGAGCUGCCUCCAGCAGGAGCCCGCCUCGCGCCGCUAGAGCCCGGUUGCGAGCCGCCUCCAGCAGGAGAGCCCGCCUCGCGCCGCCAGAGUCCGGUGCGAGCCGUCUCCAGCAGGAGCCCGCCUCGCGCCGCCAGAGUCCGGUUGCGAGCCGCCUCCAGCAGAAGCCCGCCUCGCGCCGCCAGAGCCCGGUGCGAGCCGUCUCCAGCAGGAGCCCGCCUCGCGCCACCAGAGUCCGGUUGCGAGCCGCCUCCAGCAGGAGCCCGCCUCGCGCCGCCAGAGUCCGGUUGCGAGCCGCCUCCAGCAGGAGCCCGCCUCGCGCCGCCAGAGUCCGGUUGCGAGCCACCUCCAGCAGGAGCCCGCCUCGCGCCGCCAGAGUCCGGUGCGAGCCGUCUCCAACAGGAGCCCGCCUCGCGCCGCCAGAGUCCGGUGCGAGCCGUCUCCAACAGGAGCCCGCCUCGCGCCGCCAGAGUCCGGUGCGAGCCGUCUCCAACAGGAGCCCGCCUCGCGCCGCCAGAGUCCGGUGCGAGCCGUCUCCAACAGGAGCCCGCCUCGCGCCGCCAGAGUCCGGUGCGAGCCGUCUCCAACAGGAGCCCGCCUCGCGCCGCCAGAGUCCGGUGCGAGCCGUCUCCAACAGGAGCCCGCCUCGCGCCGGCGCCGCCAGAGGCCGGUGCGCGUCUAGAGCACGGCGACCGCCGCUCCGCGCUCCCGUGCCCCGGCCGCGCCGGAGCGCGCGCGCUCACCUCCAGAGCCAGGGCCCUUCUCACCACUCGACGGUCGUCCAUUCUGAUGACAUCGGUGUCGGCCUCUGGUCGAUGUCGAAUGGAUGUCUCCGGCAGAAGAGUAACAAUUUUAACCCUUCGUAUGCCUUAG